CAGCAGCAGCACCAGCAACAGCAGCAGGAGCGAAGCAAAACAAAGUGAAUGAACCAGACACAUUUUUGACGUGUGCGUAAACGCCAACAACAACAACAAGAAGAAGAACAGCAACAAAGCAUUUGUGUAGUUAAUUUAUUCAUUGUGUGCCUCGCGCGAAUCUGCAAAGAGAAAGUCUUGAGUCAUCUGCGGAGAAAGACAUUAUUAAUUACAAACAAUUGUGCAAUUGGAAACAAAGAACAAGUUUUCCUUGAUAGCAGCAGCAGCAAAAAACAAGAGCAACAACAACAAGAACAACAAAUACAAUGGCCGUGGCCUUCUAUAUACCCGAUCAGGCGGCAAUGCUGCGCAAGGCACGUGAACAGGAGAAGCAACUGUUGCGCCUACGCCAGUGGCAGAUGGCGACCGUAAUGCUAAACACCAUACGCCAGCUAAUGGACUCCACGGCCGGCCAGUGUCUGCAGCGUGCGGGUCGCAAAUGCGGCAAGUGGCGCAAACCAUCGCAGUGAAAAGAACGCAUCUUGAGUAAACCACAACCACAACUAUACACCUACAACUGCAACUACAACUGCAACUGCAACUGCAACUAGAACAACAGUCCACAGUCAGUCAAAUAGUACAAAGGAAACACCCAGCGAUCGGCCUAUCUGACAACUUUUCCCGACUCAAAAUUUAUGCAGCCCCCCCACACCCCCUUAAGUUUACUCAUCAAAGCGAUUGUGAUAAUGGUUUUGUUUCUUUCGAUAUAGCAACAACAACAACAACAA
This is a messenger RNA of Drosophila novamexicana, 767 nucleotides long. RefSeq names its product cell death protein rpr. The record is from RefSeq and is a predicted model, not a curated record. The coding region runs from base 306 to 509 and encodes 67 amino acids. Lineage: Eukaryota; Metazoa; Arthropoda; Insecta; Diptera; Drosophilidae. The transcript has a single exon.